AUGAGCGGAACACCAGACCCCAACCCAGGCCAUAUUUGCCUACAUCGUGUCCCCCUCUGCUACGUGAUAGUUGUCAUGUUGCCCGUACCAAACGGGGAACCACCAAUACCGGUUGGCGAGAUAAUCUUCAAAGAUUAUGCUGGCAGCGAAUCUAUUGAUACCACUGAGAGAUUCGUUUUCGCUCUUCCAGAACACUGGGUUGAAUUUCGCGAUAAGACAGAGUUUACAAAAUACGAAUCCUUCAACCCUAUGGCAGUCAUGCGGAGCAGUGUUUCGGACAACGAGAAUCAUGACCACCUUCGACGCAAAACUCGAGAUACGUUAUUCCAGAUACAUGAUCUUAUUCCUCGGGCCUUUAUUAGAAGCUCAAACAAAGCUUUCCACGGGAUCGAAAUUCAUGUCCGUGACUUUAUCGACAACUACCCCGAUCGAAGCAGUUUUGCCAAUAACACACAACUUUCUGUUCAAGAACGAUUAGAUCAAUGUUUGAAAGUGAGAAAUCGAGGUGCAUUUGCGAUUUUAGCGAGCAUUUUUAGGCGUACUUGGACAGACUUCCUGGCUAUCGUUGCUGAAAACAAGGUAAAAGUUGCGGAGGACAAAGUUGAAGUUGCGACCAAACAGCCGAAAGCACGAUCUGGAGAUCUACCUCCCAAACGAAUCUUGAAAGAAGCGAGAGGUACAGCAUGCAAAAUUGAGAAUGUAGUCAAGGCUCUUUACCUUGACCAUUGCAAGCUUCAACAGCUCCUUGAAGACAACGAGCAUACGAUUGCUAACUUGAAGAAGAUCGAAGGAUUGCAUGAACCACAAAGCAUUCAGGAUAUGCUUGAGAAUGUGCAUGCCGAGUUUCCAAAUUCAGAAAGGACACACCUGGAGAGUCUAAAAAAGAGCCAAAGGCAUCGAAACCCUCUGGUGGUACUCUUAUUGAGAUGA
Molecule: messenger RNA, 930 nt
Organism: Glarea lozoyensis ATCC 20868
Lineage: Eukaryota; Fungi; Ascomycota; Leotiomycetes; Helotiales; Helotiaceae
Exons: 1
Coding region: 1-930 (309 amino acids)
Source: RefSeq, a predicted model, not a curated record